This is a messenger RNA of Cadophora gregata, 1182 nucleotides long. RefSeq lists its product as uncharacterized. The record is from RefSeq and is a predicted model, not a curated record. The coding region runs from base 1 to 1182 and encodes 393 amino acids. The transcript has a single exon. Lineage: Eukaryota; Fungi; Ascomycota; Leotiomycetes; Helotiales; Ploettnerulaceae.
AUGGUCACCACUAUCCUAAAAUAUGCCUCAAUCUCUGCCGCAGUAAUCGUUGGGCUUCAUGCCACUCUACUAGGACUCCUUUCAACCUCAAUCUGUCAGGCCCAUGUUGUCUACCUCCAUGGGAUUCAGAUGACCUGGUUCAAGGAUCUGAACAUUCCUGAGAUAUUUGGAUUCUUGCACAACCAGGUUUCUCCGUUCAGUAUCCAGUCCUCCGACGGGCAAACACUCUACGCGUGGCAUAUUCUUCCUGUUGGGCUGUAUCGCAAGCAUGAAGAGGCACUGAUUGCGGAGCCAUCGGGGUUUGCUUUGGAUAUCAAAAGCCGCCUUUCUUUCAAGCUCUUAAGUGAAGACCCUGAAGCCCUGCUAGUGCUACACUUCCAUGGUGCAGGAGGUACUGUAGGGUCAGGUUACAGAACGCCCAACUACCGCGCACUGUCAGCAGGACACCCGGACAAAGUCCAUGUUCUAACAUUCGACUAUCGAGGAUUCGGCCGUAGUACGGGUACUCCCUCGGAAAAUGGACUUAUCCUAGACGCUUUAUCAGUGGUUGAUUGGGCCUUAAACGUCGCUGCAGUUCCUCCCAACCGCAUUCUUAUCUUUGGGCAGUCCAUGGGCACUGCUGUGACUCUUGCUAUUUCAGAACACUUUGCACUUCAAUCGCCCCCUGUUAUUUUCGCUGGCACAGUACUAGUUGCGCCACUCGUUGACGUUGCGACUCUUGUGUCCACCUACAAGAUCGCAGGCACCAUUCCUCUCUUGUCUCCAAUUGCCAGAUUUCCUGCUGCCUUUGCUUACUUGCGGUCUUUGAUCCAAGACAAGUGGUCAAGCAAAGAUCGAAUUGCAGGCUACAUCAAGGCCAAUGAGGCCAAUGGGAAAAAGUACAAGCUCACUUUGAUCCAUGCUGAGGAUGACUGGGACAUUCCUUUCCGCCAUACCCAGUUGCUGUUCUGGCACGCGGUCAACGCUACUGUCUCUGGCGGAAUUAGCUAUGAAGAUCUGGAGGAUGAGAAGUAUAAGACGAGGAUUGAUCUUGGAGCUGCCGGCUCGGCCAUGGAAUGGCGAACCGAAGUCGGCGUCAUCAGAGAAGAACUUCUGCAAACCGGUUUGCAUGACGUUGUCAUGGGAUAUCCAGUGAUCACUAUGGCUGCAAUGCGUAUAUUUGAUGCUGCUGUGGUCUCAUAG